This is a messenger RNA of Syngnathoides biaculeatus (alligator pipefish), 4412 nucleotides long. RefSeq names its product rho GTPase-activating protein 20-like. Bases 646 to 3108 code for a protein of 820 amino acids. NCBI's taxonomy places the organism in Eukaryota, Metazoa, Chordata, Actinopteri, Syngnathiformes, Syngnathidae. The transcript is spliced from 16 exons. The record is from RefSeq and is a predicted model, not a curated record. Gene Ontology annotation, biological process: signal transduction; regulation of Rho protein signal transduction. Gene Ontology annotation, molecular function: GTPase activator activity.
UCUCCUUGUUCUUUACACUUUUCCAAGUCCCCAAGGUAGCAACCAUUAAAGCUCUCAAUGUUGACUUCUCUGCUGCAGUACCUGUAUUUAUGUUAGUUUUACGUUGUGCCGUCAUCCUUGCAAGUUGAAAAAGGUAUAACAAGCCCAUUUUAUUUCCACAAAGUAAGGACAGAUGUCAAUUUCAACUGUAUUGAGUAAAAGUAACGACACAGAAAAAUAAAUACAGUACUCCAGUACCGACGCCUGGAAAAACUGCUGUGGUUAAGUACAACACCGAAGUACUUGUAAUUUGUUUUGUGAUGCCACUGGUCACGUGCAUAGUAGAGUGAAAUUUAAUGUUUACGUCCAAAUAUGAAAGGAUUUGGGUUCAUUUGUCAAGACUGGAAGGGGACGUGCCGAUAAUGGAGGGUAAUAAUUACUCUGUUGUGUUGGAAUAGGGUGAAAGUAACUUCUAAAUAUAGUGUCAACUGUUUUCCCGCCUUUGCUCAGGCCCCGCCUCUGCAAUGAGUGGAGAAGCAUUAAGAGGUGGCUAAUCCACAAAAACAAGAAGCGUGUGGGCUUGCAGCUCCUGCGUCGUCGCUCUCUGAGGGAGAUUAGAUUGCGUGAGGACAGCUGGACACUGAUCUGCAGACGUCUGGAGGCUGGAUGGACAACAUGUCGCCGCAACAUCAACAGGACAGACUGAGUCAGGGGGCGGGACAGAGCGACAACAGACGGCGGGAGAAGUCCCAAAGUCUACGAUGUCAGUCCACACCUGCUCUUGUCAUCAGAAAAGCUCUCUACAGGUCCAAGACACUUUCCAGAGAGAGCCUCCUGGUUCCUGUGUUCCCAGAGACAUGCUCAUUGGUCCAGUCCUUCCUGAGAGUGCCUGAUAGGUUAUUUCUCCUCCACGGACACAUCCAGUUAAAGACUGGCAUGCAGACACAGGACAGACACCUCUUCCUCUUCACAGACAUCCUAGUGAUCGCCAAAGCCAAGUCAGCCAACCAAUUCAAGCAGAAGGCCCAAGCGCUUGUGUGUGAAAUGUGGACAGCAAGUUGCACGGAGGAGGUGUGUGAAGGAAGCACCUGCCCUGAGAGGAGCUUUGUCAUUGGCUGGCCCACGUGUAACUCCGUCGCAACGUUCAGCUCGGCAGAACAAAAAGAGAAAUGGUUGUGCCACCUGAAAAGUCGUAUUAAAGAGGAAAAAGAGAGAGAAGAACCUAAGACCAUCCCUCUUCGAGUGUACGGGAAGGGACUUAAUACUUACGCUGUUACCAAGACUUUGCCCGUCAGCAACUCUGAUUCAACCAAUGAGGUGAUCCGACUGGCUUUGCAGCAGUUCGGCGUUAUUGGUAAUGUGAAGGACUACCAGCUGUGGAUCCUCUCCAAGAGGGACAACACACCUUAUCCACUCAUUGGUCACGAGUUCCCCUUCAGUAUCCACAUGAGUCACGUGCGACGAGCGUUGGCACACAGCGCGACAGUCCCAGAGGACAGAGACUGGGCGAUACAGGUGGACCAGGUGCAGGUGCACAAGCGGUGCCAAUUUAUCCUCAAACCCCGCCCUGAGGAAAUGCUUCAACCGCAGGUGGCAACAGAGUUCCCACAGAAACCUUUGAAAAGGAGACGGUCGCUCAUCACUUGGGCCUUUCUGCGAGGUUCCUCCAAUCAGCUGGCAUCUUCUAUGGGCGCCGCUUCUCAAGGCUGCUUGUUCGGCCACCCCCUCAGCACCUUGUGUGUAGAAGAGGCUCUGCCAAAGCCCGUGAUGGACAUGCUGGCACUCCUGUAUCACGAGGGGCCUGGGACACGGGGCAUCUUUCGACGCCCGGCGGGUGCUCGGGCCGUCAGGGAGCUGCGGGACUCAUUGGAUGAAGGCGAUUUCCUUCUCCCCCUAACGCGGGACCACAUCUUCAUCAUUGCUGGUGUCUUCAAAGACUUCCUGCGCAACAUUCCCGGCAGCCUGUUAUGUUGUGAGCUGCAUGAAGACUGGAUGGAUGCGCUGGCUGAUGAAGAGGGGGAGCAGGAUCGGGUGCAAGAAAUACAACGGAUGAUGUGUCGGCUGCCUAAUGGCAACGCCUUGUUGCUACGCUACUUGCUGGCUGUGCUGCACGUUAUUCGAGGCAACGCCCACGAGAACCAGAUGACCAGCUUCAACCUGGCGGUGUGCAUCGCCCCCAGCAUGCUUUGGCCUCCCGGGGCACUCUGCAGCCCUGAGGCAGAGAACGAAGGAACCAGGAAGGUUUGUAACUUGGUGAAGUUCAUGAUAGAACACUGCCAGCAGAUUUUGGGAGAGGAGCCUUGCUCUCUGUUUGGAGACUCACCACUGAGACUCAACACCCAGGAGACGGGACUUUGCGACAAGUGGACGUACCCUUUGACAGAUUCAUCCUAUGACAGCCUAGAGAACGAAUUGGAUACUAGCAGCGGUGGGUCGCCGAGCUUUUGCGGCAGACGUCUCCGAGCCAAACCAGGCAGUGUGGAUUCAGUCCUCACGUUCAGCGACUAUGAGCAGGACCCAGACCCAGAUGUCCGGCUCACUAACUGCCAGAUGCAGAGGGGAAACAGGCAGAUGCAAGAUGCACCGAUCAUAGACCCCACCUGCUCAACCCUAGACAUCCUUUCCCUGCACAGCAUGCAGAGGCAGCGUCGGUGCUCUGAGCCAGUGUUGGUGUAUGUAGCGAAGAUUCAACCAUGCAACUCCGGGAGCACGGAUGGCCUCGCUGACGAGGAUGAUGAUGACGACGAAGAUGACAAAAGCGAGCGUGCCCCAAAGUUAGGGCUUCGCCAGCGGAACAGAAGGUCACUGGCGGCCGUGGAGAAGAGCUCCUCCAGCCUGUCCUCUAACCCCACCUCCCCUGCACCGACACAAACCAAGGCAUGCGCUCCUUCCAUAUCUACUGCCACAAGCUGCACACAGAUUUUUGGGAAGCAUGAGGAGCGAGGGUCAAGUUGCAAAGAGUGUCCAGCAAAAGAGCAUCUUAAAUUGGGUCCUUUGAAAAGCUGCAGGAGCCUUCACCCAAACUCUUGGCUGAGGAAAGACCGCAGACUGUCCUUGACUCAACAAGAGAGCUUGGAGAAGAACUCUGCCUCAAGCGCACAUACAAACACCACCAGUGAUGAAUAUUAGCAUGUUUGGCAGGCUAAAUUCACUCAGAGCUUAACCAUCUACAUCUUAAAAUACUGUUUAUUCAACAUACAACUGCAAAGGCUCAACUGUAGCCAUAAUAAUAACCGUUGUCAUCAAAUGUAGUUUACUGUUCAAAUGUACGGAUAGUGACUUUUUUUUUUUUUUUGGUGUGGCAGCAAUAUUCGGUCUGCAUGAAAAAUGUAUCCCUUUCAACCGAUUGAAAAUGUAAAUGCGCCCCCUUGCGGAUAGAACACUAACACUUUUCUUUAUUGCUUCUUGAUUGACGAGCAAGCUGCACACUUGUCUCAUUUUUUGUGUUUAGACAACAGAAGACAAAAUAACACUUUGCCCCCCCCCCCAUCAUUACUGAAAUUAGAAAAUACAGUGGUACCUUGAGAUAAGAGCAUUUUCCAUGCUCAUGCUCGGAAUUGAAAACUCUUUUCACAUCAUCUUUCAUCAUUGAAACGAAUGGAAGUGUCAUAAAUCCAUUCCAGCCAGAAAAAAACUUUUAACUCAGAAAAAAAUAGGACUAUAAAAACGGGGUGAUAAAAUUGAAAUAGAAUGCAAAGCAUUAAACGGUCUGUGCCUCACGGCCUAAUAUUUCAUCAUCAGAGUCCAAUGCCAGUUGAUGUGCCGCCUUGGCCACUAGUCGAUACAAUUAUAGUCAUGUAGACAGAUGAAGAAUUAAUUUCUGCUGCAGCUGUUCUACCCUUAGUAAGUUGCUGUAUUUUUAUUUUAUUUUUUUCUGAAGGAUAAAGUAUAUACAGUAUGCCAGUGAGUAACAUUACAUGCACUCUAUCGGUUUCUCAAAAGGGUUCUAAAACUGCGAUUGUCGAUGCUAACUCUUAAUCUUGUCAGAGGCAUUUUCUCUUCAUUUGGUCAUUGUCGGCAUUAUGCUAGUGGAAUUUACUAAAGCAUAUAAGUGAUUUCUUUACAUACACAACUUGAAAUUGUCUUUAUUUUAUCUUAACUUUGACCAUAAACUUAAACUGGGAGUGGGAUUAAACAUUUUGAAAGCACCUUUUUUGGGGGGAGGAAAUGUUCACCUUUUGUCAAAAUUACUCACACCAUAAAGCCCACAUAUCUCAGGUUUGCGCUCACAAGUCAAAGAAAAAAUUCAGAUGAAUGGCAGUAUCACUCGUAUCUCAAGGUAGCGCUGUACUACUUCCUAUGGCCACUGUCAUCUUAGAAUUGUCAACACCCCGACACCACAUCCCUUGUAGCAUGUUAGCGAGUAUCGGGCUUCACCAUUGCUCAUCAAUCUCGAGCAAGAACGAAAUUCAAGUUAACCCUUUACCAAAGUC